Molecule: messenger RNA, 1552 nt
Organism: Rhododendron vialii
Lineage: Eukaryota; Viridiplantae; Streptophyta; Magnoliopsida; Ericales; Ericaceae
Product: E3 ubiquitin-protein ligase RMA1H1-like
Exons: 2
Coding region: 492-1379 (295 amino acids)
Biological process (GO): ubiquitin-dependent protein catabolic process
Cellular component (GO): endoplasmic reticulum
Molecular function (GO): metal ion binding; ubiquitin-like protein conjugating enzyme binding; ubiquitin protein ligase activity
Source: RefSeq, a predicted model, not a curated record
UUAAAUGUGAAUCUUGUUCUGUUUUAAUUUGGUGCGAAAUGUGUGAAAAUUUGUUGCUUUACAUGUCAUUGGAGGGGUUUUUUUUGCGUAUACGUAGGUUUUAUUGUUUUUUAUAGCAAUUCAGCUCUUUCAUUUAAGGUAGUUAUUUAGGCAGGAGGUCGUAAUUUACGUAAAAUCCUCGCUUUACUUUGAGAAACUAGAUGACCGGGCACACGCGAUGCCUGUGUUAAUUGGAUUAUGCAAAAGAGGAAAAUCGAGAUUAAUCUCUAAUGAAAUCCGAGAUGUGAAAGAUAUGAAGAGAGGGGAGAAGAAAUUACGGUGGCGGUGUUUUUCCCUCCUUGGCAGUUUCUUUAGGCAGUUAAAGGGGUAUUCCUAGUCUCAAAACUGACCUUCAUACCAAAAUGGUUGUUCUUUAUAAUAGUAUUAAUAGAAAAUGAAAAUAAUAGAUGCCAUUUUAAUUUUCUUCCCCUGGUUGUUUUCUUUGACGAACAAUGGGGAAAGGGGGAACGAGAUUCCUAUUGAACGGUUCAUAUCACAAUGACGAGAUUCCAAUUGAGCACGCCAAGGUGCCCUACACCCCCGUAGUGCGCCAAUGCAAUGCGGUAACCCCUUCUCCGAGGAAAGGGGAGCCAAAUCUGAUGGCUUACGAACAACACAUCCAAGAAUCCAUGGCACAGAUUGAAUCCGAUGGAGAAAUUUCGCUGAAACAAAAAUUGAAAUCACUUCCAGCUGCAACAGAUUCAGAAAACACGAAUGGCUGCUUCGACUGCAACAUUUGCUUAGACUCAGCUCAUGACCCUGUGGUCACCCUUUGCGGCCACCUAUACUGCUGGCCUUGCAUCUACAAGUGGCUCAACGUCGAGACCUCUUCCUUCGAACCGGAUGAGAACCCGAAGUGCCCUGUCUGCAAGGCUAAAAUUUCUGAAUCCUCGUUGGUCCCACUGUAUGGUCGUGGAUCGUCUACAUUAGAAUCCGAUACCAAGAAACCACAACUCGGUCUCAUCAUACCUCGUAGGCCAAAUUUCACUAUGAAUCCGAAUCAGCAGAUUCGUUCUUACCCUUUCCGGUCCCAGCCUCAGCCUCAGCCGUUUCACCAGCAACAGUACUUGCCUCCUAACCCAUAUGCCAGUUAUGCUCCAAUGGCAUCUCCUAAUAACUUCAGUCCAACAACAGUUGGGAUGGUUGGAGAGAUGGUUUUCGCGAGGAUGUUUGGAAACAUGGACAUGGGUUUAUUUCCUUAUCCGUACUCCCAUGCUGCACCUCUUGUGGGGAAUGGUAGCCCGAGGAUGAGAAGGCAGGAGAUGGAGGUCGACAAGUCUCUCAACCGAGUGACUAUUUUUCUUUUCUGUUGCUUUGUUUUGUGCCUUCUUUUGUUCUGAGUCUCCUUCAUUGCCCACUGUACAGCUGAAAAAAAUCGUGGGAUUACGGGAGCCUGAACGGUUAGGAAUAGAUUAGAUUGUUCUGCCUAUUGAGUGAUUCUGGGGAGAGGCAUCUCGUUUGAGAGUAUGUACCUGAUGAUAUUUUUUAGUGAAUUAUUAUUGAACUUUCACUA